UCUCUGUGGAGCCGCGUCCGGUGGGGUCGUCCUUCCUGCUCGUUACCGCUACCAGGGGACUGGGUCUGGGCCGACCCGGUUGUCCGCAACAGCAGGAAGGCUAUGGCCUGAGCCCCAGGAAGGUCACCAUGGACUCCUACUUCACCUUGAUUAAGUCUGAGGCCCCGCCCCGUGACGUCAUGACCUGGUGGAGAAGUAUAGGACACCGGAAGCGCCGCGCACACUGACAGCAGAAAGAAGACGGCGAGACCGGUGACAGAGCAGACAUCAUGGCUUCCAGCGCAGGCGACGUCCUCCCCACUUAUGACCUCGGUGAGACUCAGACGUCAAAACUGAUGAAGAAAUCCAAGGAGUCUCCGUUUGUGCCAGUGGGAAUUGCCGGCUUUCUUGGCGUUGUGGCUUUUGGACUGUACAGACUAAGACAUCGGGGAGACACCAAGAUGUCCGUGCACCUCAUCCACAUGCGUGUGGGGGCCCAGGGGUUCAUCGUCGGUGCAAUGACCUGUGGUGUGCUCUACUCCAUGUACAAGGAGUAUCUGGCCAAGCCCAAGGAGUAGAAGCCCCAUCCUUCACUGGAGAGCGCUAUGGACCUCACAUUGGGGUGUCUUUAUUGUGGUGCGCUGGCGUCCAGCAGCUUCAGGGUUAAGUUUUGGAUUAAGGACAAUUCUACCCAAAGAUUUAGAGACAUUUAUUUAUUUUAUUUUUGACCUCGCCUGGGACGUCUCCGCUGUGACCCCCGAACCGGAACCCCUCCCCCUCGACACAGUGGUGUAGACUCGGCUAGUGUUACAUUCCGUGUGUUCUUCUUCCGACACCGAACCCCAUAACAUAAGGACGGCACCGAACCCCAUAACAUAAGGACGGCACCCGAACCGAACCCCAUAACAUAAGGACGGCACCCGAACCGAACCCCAUAACAUAAGGACGGCACCCGAACCGAACCCCAUAACAUAAGGACGGCACCGGAACCGAACCGAACCCCUUAACAUAAGGACGGCACCCAAACCGAACCCCAUAACAUAAGGACGGCACCGGAACCGAACCGAACCCCAUAACAUAAGGACUGAACCGAACCGAACCCCAUAACAUAAGGACGGCACCGAAACCCAUAACAUAAGGACGGCACCGGAACCGAACAGAAACCGAUAACAUAAGGACGGAACCGGAACCGAACCCCAUAACAUAAGGACGGAACCGAACCGAACCCAUAACAUAAGGACGGCACAGAACCCCAUAACAUAAGGACGGAACCUGAACUGGAACUGAAACCCAUAACUUAAGAUGGCACCGGAACCAAGCAUGGUCCAGUGUGACACUGCAGCCUCCUGAAGAGGUGUGAAGGUUUGCUACCACCCAUCAUCCUGCUGUAGACCAUAGCAGUGACUACAGCACUCAUCAGACACGGGCAGCACCAGAAUAAACCAUUACAUUUAGUGACUCA
This is a messenger RNA of Bufo gargarizans (Asiatic toad), 1441 nucleotides long. RefSeq names its product HIG1 domain family member 1A, mitochondrial-like. Lineage: Eukaryota; Metazoa; Chordata; Amphibia; Anura; Bufonidae. The coding region runs from base 270 to 557 and encodes 95 amino acids. Gene Ontology annotation, cellular component: mitochondrion. Gene Ontology annotation, biological process: mitochondrial respirasome assembly. The transcript is spliced from 4 exons. The record is from RefSeq and is a predicted model, not a curated record.